Molecule: messenger RNA, 3396 nt
Organism: Camelus dromedarius (Arabian camel)
Lineage: Eukaryota; Metazoa; Chordata; Mammalia; Artiodactyla; Camelidae
Gene: ADCK1
Product: aarF domain containing kinase 1
Exons: 11
Coding region: 339-1910 (523 amino acids)
Biological process (GO): protein phosphorylation
Molecular function (GO): protein kinase activity; ATP binding
Source: RefSeq, a predicted model, not a curated record
CCUGGCUGACCAGUGGGCGGAAGCGUGGCGCAGUCUUGGUGUAGUUUUCCUACCUUGAGGAGGGCGGAGCAGGUAGCUCACCCAGAAAUCCUCCCUCCAGGUGGUCUGUGGGCUCUGAGGCGCAGGCGUCGCGGCGAGGUCUGGGCACGAGUAGGGGGCGCGCGGAUAUCCCUGUCCUCCGCCUGCACCGGCACGCGCCCCAGAGCGCACGUCAUCUGUAGCACUUGCAGGACCCCGAGCUUCCAGAUCGCACAAUAAACGUGUGCUGAUGACAGGCGGUAUGCGGAGAGCAGCCUUUAGAAGACGCCAAGUACAGCUCUCUCCUCAGGGUCGGGAACAUGGCCAGAAGGGCUCUCAAGCUUGCUUCGUGGACGAGCAUGGCUCUUGCUGCCUCUGGCUUCUAUCUCUAUGGCAACAAGUACUUGGACCCCAAUGACUUUGGCGCUGUCAGGGUGGGCAGAGCAGUUGCCACGACAGCUGUCAUCAGUUACGACUACCUUACCUCCCUGAGGAGUGUCCCCUAUGGCUCAGAGGAAUACCUGCAGCUUCGAUCCAAGGUGCACCUCCGCUCUGCCAGGCGCCUCUGUGAGCUCUGCUGUGCCAACCGGGGCACGUUCAUCAAGGUGGGCCAGCACCUGGGGGCUCUGGACUACCUGCUGCCGGAGGAGUACACCAGCACACUGAAGGUGCUGCACAGCCAGGCCCCACAGAGCAGCAUGCAGGAGGUCCGCCAGGUCAUCCGUGAGGACCUGGGCAAGGAGAUUCAAGAUUUGUUUGUGAGCUUUGACGACACCCCUCUGGGGGCUGCCUCCCUGGCCCAGGUCCACAAGGCGGUGCUACAUGAUGGGCAGACGGUGGCCGUGAAGGUCCAGCACCCAAAGGUACAGGCUCAGAGCUCAAAGGACAUUCUCCUGAUGGAGGUGCUCGUCCUGGCUGUGAAGCAGCUGUUUCCAGAGUUUGAGUUCAUGUGGCUGGUGGAUGAAGCCAAGAAGAACCUGCCUUUGGAGCUGGAUUUCCUCAAUGAGGGGAGGAACGCUGAGAAAGUGGCCCAAAUGCUCAAACACUUUGACUUCUUAAAGGUCCCCCGAAUCUACUGGGAGCUGUCCACCAAGCGGGUCCUUCUGAUGGAGUUUGUGGAAGGCGGGCAGGUCAACGACAGAGACUACAUGGAGAGGAACCAGAUUGAUGUCAAUGAGAUCUCACGCCACCUGGGCAAGAUGUACAGUGAGAUGAUCUUUGUCAACGGCUUUGUGCACUGUGACCCCCACCCAGGCAACGUGCUAGUGCGGAAGUGCCCAGGCACGGGGAAGGCGGAGAUUGUCCUAUUGGACCACGGGCUCUACCAGGUGCUCACAGAACAGUUCCGCCUGGAUUACUGCCACCUCUGGCAGUCACUGAUCUGGACUGACAUGAAGAAUGUAAAGAAGUACAGUCAGCGCCUGGGAGCCGGGGACCUCUACCCCUUGUUCGCCUGCAUGCUGACAGCCCGGUCCUGGGACUCAGUCAACAGGGGCAUCGGCCAGACUCCAGUCACUGCUACUGAGGACUCAGAGAUUCGCAACAAUGCGGCCAACUACCUCCCCCAGAUCAGCCAGCUCCUCAGCCACGUGCCACGCCAGAUGCUGCUCAUCUUCAAGACCAACGACCUGCUGCGCGGCAUUGAGGCCGCCCUGGGCACCCGUGCCAGCGCCAGCUCCUUCCUCAACAUGUCACGUUGCUGCAUCAGGGCACUGGCCGAGCACCAGAGGAAGAUUACACGUUCAUUCUUCAGAAGGACCCAGAUCUCGCUCAGCCAGGCCUUCCACUUACGGUGGAUCGAUCUUCAUGAACUGGUCCUGCGUGUGAAGGGGCUGAGGCUGGUCAGCUGGGUCAUAGCUCUGCUUUGCUGGCUGUUGCCUGCUUCAUACUGAGUGGACUGGCUGUGUGACCUCGGUGUGAGGUCUCUGUGUGACCCUGUGGUCUUUUCACUCCUUACUCUUCUGUUACAUCUCUACCCUUUGCCCUGUUUCUGCCACAUGGUGUCUGAGAAUCCCACGGUCACUGUCCACAGCACCAUUAAAGUCCUCUCCCUUGGAGUCCUUGUCUCGGCGUCCCCAAGCUGUGCCCUGCGAGAGACUUCUUUCCAAAUCCAGGGAGAAGGCACAGCAGUCUGCUUUCCUGUUCCCCGUGUGUGCCGUUGGGUUGGAUGCCACCUUCCCCCAAUUUCCAUUAACCCUUCCUGUUGUCAGAAUGGACCAUGAAUCCCACUGAGGGCACAUUUAACUCCUCAGAGGUUUGAUUUUGUUGGAGAGGAGCCUAGUCUCUGAGCUAUGUGAGAGAACAGCUUCUCCCUGCAAUGUCGCUCCCCAGAGGGGCCGACCUGAGCCAGGAGACUCAGCACCCGAGCCAGGCUCUGGUGCCACUGUGAGCUCCCUGCUGUCAUGAUGACCCCUUUGGUGUUUCAUGUACUGUGGUUCAAUAAAAACCCCUGCAGGGUUGCAGGGCAGGGCCUGGUCAGUGGGGUUUUUAUUCUGGGUUGGGAGCAAGUCCACCCUGGCCGCUGGGUAAGAUGCCUCCGGAUGCCGCGUGGUUCUGAUCUGCUUGGCUUCUGGCCAUGUAAUCCUUCCAGCCUCCACUGUGCGGCCACUUCCUGCUUCUGGUGUGUUUCUCUCACUUUCUGAGAUCUUGGCUGGAGGUGUUAAGAAGCCCAAGGCCAGGAACUCAGAGGCUGAGCUUUAUCCUCCAACUCUGGUUCCCCUGGGUUCUCACCUCGUUCCCUGUGACUUGGCACCUGCCUUGUUCUACUAAUUGCCUCCCGAUUUAGCCCUUGGAGGUGUCGUUCGAUGCCCCCAGUCCUGGAGACUGUAGCCCAAACUUCAGUCACUGUGGCUGGUGUUCCACUCUGAAAUCUUGUCCCCUGUCUAGACUGUGUCUACCUUAUUGACUUCUGCCAGCUGGCCUCCCCCCCACCCCCGUUAGAGUAUCUGCUCCUGCUGUGGGGACACCCUCAAACUCCUGCUCUGACUCCUGUGUCUGUGUGGUCUCCAGGCUCCCUGAGAACCCCCCCCCCCCCAACUCUCUCGGAGCACCUGUGCUCACAGAUGGUAAUUGUAUUUGAAUCUCUCUGAUCUUACUUCACCCCAUUCACAGGGGCAGAGAAAACCUAAAUUUGAGUCUCAUUUUCUGUUCUUUUUAUUCAUAAUACAACAAGCAGAUUUUACACUGAUCAGAGAUGAUUCGCAAUCCCUUCAUUUCCUGAAAGAAUUAAUUGUUCUUAGUGACCAGUUGGAUGUCCCCAGGGACCUGAGAGAAUAAUCUGCAAGAUCUGUUAUGAAUCAUGAGGAUGCCUGCUGCAUAUUAUAUUUUAUGGUAUCUUUUAUAGCCACUGAAGUAAAUAUAAAUGUCCUUUUUGUUCAA